CGGAUUGGGCCACAUGGGGACGGAGUGGGUGCGCCCGGCCAAUAGCGGCGCGAGGGCGGCCAGUGGGCGGGACCUCGCCCGGCGCCGUCAAGUAGCCCCGGGAACGGCCGGCUCCGCCGAGCGCUGGGCGGCCGGUUCCCGCUGGACUUGGACGCUCCCGCGGCCGCGUCCUGCGCAGCGCUGCCCGACUCGGCCCGCCAUGCGCCCCCGCCGGCCCCGGCCCCCGGCCCCGGCCGCGCUGGGGCUGCUGCUGCUGCUGCUGCUGCCGCCGCCGCCCGGUGCGGCCGCCAAGAAGGCGACGCCCUGCAAGCGCUGCCGGGAGCUGGUGGACAAGUUCAACCAGGGAAUGGCGGACACCGCGAAGAAGAACUUUGGUGGCGGGAACACAGCUUGGGAGGAAAAGACGCUGUCCAAGUACGAGUUCAGUGAGGUCCGCCUGCUGGAGAUCACAGAGGGCCUGUGCGCCAGCAGUGACUUCGAGUGCCACAGCCUGCUGGAGGAGCACGAGGACCACCUGGAGGCCUGGUGGCUGCAGCUGAAGAAGGAGUAUCCCGAUUUAUUUGAGUGGUUUUGCGUGAAAACGCUGAAAGUUUGCUGCUCCCCAGGAACAUAUGGGCCACACUGCCUUGCGUGCCAGGGUGGCUCCGAGAGGCCGUGCAGUGGGAACGGGCGGUGCAGUGGGGACGGCAGCCGGCAGGGGAACGGGUCCUGCCAGUGCCACACUGGCUACCAGGGGCCCACGUGCACCGACUGCAUGGAUGGCUACUUCAGCUCGCUGAGGAACGAGACACAUAGCAUCUGCACAGCCUGUGACGAGUCAUGUAAGGAGUGCACGGGCCCAACCAACAGGGACUGCAGCCAGUGUGCCGUGGGCUGGGUGCAGGAGGACGCAGCCUGCGUGGAUGUGGACGAGUGUGCAGCAGACACACCGCCCUGCGGCGACCAGCAGUACUGCGAGAACACCAACGGCUCAUUCGUGUGCAAAGAAUGUGAUGCUACGUGUGUGGGCUGCACGGGGAAGGGUCCCGGGAGCUGUAAAGAGUGCAUCCCCGGCUACAGCAGGGAAGGUGACCAGUGCACAGACGUGGACGAGUGCGCGGGCGUGGAGAGUGUGUGCAUGCGCCACAACGAGAACUGCUACAACACUCCCGGGAGCUACGUGUGCGUGUGUCCCGAUGGCUUCGAAGAGACGGAGGACGCAUGUGUGCCCACGCAGACCCCGGGCAUCGAGCUCACGGCAGGCCCCACGCAGCCGCUGCCCCCGCUGCCCCCGCGGGAGGACUUGUGACGCACGUCCAGAACCUGAGCCAGGCCCCCCCUUAAAUUAUUCACUGAGCCCGGAGCGCUCCUCACUCCUGCCCCGGGGCUGCGGACCGGCAGCUGCCGCCUUGGGAGUCGCUCGUGCCUGGUUGGCCUUUAGAAAAGCUGCAAUUCUCGGUUGUUCUUAAACAGAUUUGUAUAUUUUGAUACUAUUGUUUAUAAUAAAAUUGACCGUUGAGGGUAGACAGCCACAGAACACGCA
Molecule: messenger RNA, 1522 nt
Organism: Nyctereutes procyonoides (raccoon dog)
Lineage: Eukaryota; Metazoa; Chordata; Mammalia; Carnivora; Canidae
Gene: CRELD2
Product: cysteine rich with EGF like domains 2
Exons: 10
Coding region: 14-1288 (424 amino acids)
Molecular function (GO): calcium ion binding
Source: RefSeq, a predicted model, not a curated record